AUGGCUUCUAUUGCGAGAAUCCAUAAGCGUCAUGCUUACAACCGAGAAGGCCACACCUAUUACCCGGUGCUCAUCGUCGGCGCCGGAGAGUCGGGAGUGGCCAUGGGCUGCCGCCUGAAGGAAGUCCUAGGAAGUGACCAAUUCCGCAUCUUCGAACGCCAGUCUGGCAUCGGGGGAACGUGGUGGAUCAACCGCUAUCCGGGAGCCGCCUGUGAUAUUUCUAGACCGGCAACUUUGUACUCAUUCUCCUUCUGCCAAAAGAAAGACUGGUCCACGCUCCAUCCAUCUGGCCCAGAGCUGGCACAGUACCUGGCCGAUGUGUGUGCGAAGUAUCAAAUCGUGGACAAGAUCCAGUUCAACACCGACGUCAAGGAACUACGAUGGAUCGAAGAGGACGAAGAGUGGGAGGUAACUCUCUCUCACCUCGUACCUGGGGCCGGGGAUUUGGCACAAGCCGAGCGCGACCGGAUUGCCAGCCAAGACGGCCACCACGCGGUCUACGUGGAGACGGAGAUGGUUCGGGCAAAGGUCGUCGUCAGCGGUGUCGGCGGUCUGGUAGAACCGAAAACAAACCCGAAAGAUAUUCCCGGCUUUGACGAUUUCCAAGGCGAUAUCAUGCACACGGCUCGUUGGAACGACCAAAUCGAUCUCCGUGAUAGAGAUGUCAUCAUGUUGGGAUCUGGGUGCAGUGCCGCACAGGUCCUCCCCGAAAUCGCCAAACCGGAAGCCGGCGUUCGCUCAAUUACCCAGCUCAUGCGAACUCCGCCAUGGGUUCAGCCCGAUGUCAUUCCCCCCAAGUACCUCCCGGCGUAUGAGAAAUGGUCUCCCAUACUCAUGACCCGUGUACCGGGUUUAUCCAGCGUCAUGCGCACGGGUCUUUUCUGGAUGAUGGAGAAGACAUACUUCCAGUUAUUCGCAGAGUCUGCGUGGAGCCGACGGGCGCGACCGAGAAGCGAAAAGGCGUUCCUUGACCAUAUGCGCGCACUCGCACCAAAGAAAUAUCACGAGAUCCUGACACCCAACUACAGUCUCGGCUGCAAGAGACGUAUCAUUGACGGGACCUGGUAUCGCGCUCUCAAUGCCCCGAAUGUGGAACUAACCACUCAACCUUUGACACGCGUCCACGCGAACAGCGUCACAAUCGGACCGGGCAGUCACUAUCCGCCCGGAAAAGACGAGGAGUCCGGAGCAAGAGAUCUCCCUGCCGACGUGAUCAUCAUGGCCAAUGGAUUCGAAACAAACCAGUGGCUACACCCUCUCAAGGUGAUCGGCCGCGCAGGCAAAGAUCUAGAGGAGAUUUGGCGUGAGCGUGGAGGAGCACAGGCAUACCAAGGGAUCGCAAUGGACUCAUUCCCAAACUUCUUUAUGAUUUUCGGACCGAAUACAGCGACUGGACACACGAGUGUGAUCUUCGCAACGGAGAAUGCAGUCAACUACUCGCUGAAGUUCAUCGAGCCUAUUCUCAGAGGCGAAGUCAGCUCUUAUGAAGUCACGGAGAGCGCGGAACGCAAAUGGACUACCCAGGUCCAAAAUGAUCUUCAGAAGACGGUGUUCCGUCGUGGUGUCUGCUCGAGUUGGUAUGCUACUGAUGAUGGUUGGAAUUCUUCGACGUACCCGUAUACUCAAGUCCAUUACUGGUACCGAUGCUUGUUCCCAUACUGGGGAGAUUGGAGUGCGAAGCUUACUCGGAAGGGACGAGUUUUGCGGAGAGUCAGGAAGACACUUCGUGCUUCGGCGAUUUUGAUUCUUGCUGUGGGAGCUGGCUGGCUUUUUAAGUAUCCCCAGCAGAAGGGACGGCUGGUACAGUCGUUGAGUGCUCUCAAUGACUGGCUGUUCUCAACUGCGCUGCAACUACACUGGCCUUGA
Molecule: messenger RNA, 1866 nt
Organism: Penicillium brevicompactum
Lineage: Eukaryota; Fungi; Ascomycota; Eurotiomycetes; Eurotiales; Aspergillaceae
Product: flavin-containing monooxygenase
Exons: 3
Coding region: 1-1866 (621 amino acids)
Source: RefSeq, a predicted model, not a curated record